Molecule: messenger RNA, 1761 nt
Organism: Cylindrotheca closterium
Lineage: Eukaryota; Bacillariophyta; Bacillariophyceae; Bacillariales; Bacillariaceae
Source: the annotation of a GenBank genome assembly
AUGAAGCACUGCCUCGUUCUCGCUCCCUUUCUUCUUUCUUCCGCGGUUGCCUUUACCGCUGUCAACCAGCAAUUCCAAGCCUUUGUGAAGGCACCAGGCAGCACUACUGCCUUGAAGGUUGCCAAUUUCGAUUACCACGGCACCAGUGACCGCAUUGGAGAAGCCUACAAAGAAUGGUGUCGUGUGUACAACAAGACUGAUCAGUCAAGACUGGAGAUCUUUGCCUACCACUUUUUGUUGGCCGAGAAGUUCUUUGGGCAAACUGGAGCUCCUAUUAAGCUAAAUGAAUUCGCCGACUUGACUUCGGCCGAGUACAUGGCCCUUCAAGAGAAAGGAAGCUUGCCACAGGUGGCACCACCUACCGAGGUGGUUGUCUCCGAAACUAAGGCAUCCGACUACGCAGUUCCCGAACCCGUUGCACCAGCCAACUACGGAACUUCUGCAGCGUCUUAUUUGGAUGCUUUGAGUUCCCAAAGUCAAGCCUCCAACACUCUUUCUGGUGCUGGUAUGACUUCCUACUUGGACACUGUUCCCACGAAUGGAUCCAUUUUGGGAGGCUCUGGCAUGACUUCCUAUUUGGAUACCGUGUCGGGGGCUGCACCUUUGUCCAACGCCUAUGCUACCGGUACUUCUUCACCACCACCUGCUCCAGCCGCAUAUGUUGCCCCCGCGCCCUAUGUUCCUCCUCCUGCAGCCGCGGCACCACCAGCCCCAGCAGCUCCUUCCACUCCCGUAGCCAGUUCUGGGAACUACAUGGACAAUUUGUCGUCUGCUUCCUCGACUACACGUGGAGCUGGCAUUAAAUCUUAUUUGGAUUCCGUCCCCGCCAACGCGGCUGUCCGUGGUUCUGGCAUGACUUCCUACUUGGAUUCGGUCGCUGGCAGCACUUAUACUCCUUUUCAAGCCCCAGCAGCAGCGGCAGCUCCUCAGCCAUAUGUUCCACCACCUGCUCAACCAUAUGUUCCACCUCCUGCGCCAGCUGCUGAAGUUGCCCAGCCCGUUGCUCCUCCACCAGCACCGGCCCAACCCUACGUUCCUGCCGAAUCCAACACCGUUGCUUCUCGUGGUGGAAACUACAUGGACAACCUUUCGACUUCUGCCGGUUCUACUACUCCUCGAGGAGCUGGUAUUUCCAGUUAUUUGGAUACUGUCUCCAGCAAUUCUGCCCGUCAAGGUGGUGUUGGUAUGACUUCCUAUUUGAACAAUAUGGGAAAAGCUUCUGACUUUGCAACUAUCGAGACUACUGGUACACCUGUAGCUCCCUAUGUUCCUCCACCACCAGCUACUACCCCACCACCGGCUGCUGCUGUUCCCCAACCAGUUCAACAGGCUGCUGCUGCUCCCCAACCAGUCCAACAGCCGGUUGCUCCAGCUGCUCCAGUCGCACCUUUGGUGGUUCCCCAAAGGUCUCCUUCUUAUGUUCCACCUCGCCAAUCGAGGAACGUUCCCGGUGGUCACUGGAUGGAUACCGUGACUCCCAUCAGCUCGUAUGGAUCUCACGGAGUCAAUGGCGAAUGGGAUGACAGCAACUACCAAGCUGCCAAUGAUCGUUACAACCGCCGUCGAGCUGCCAAAAACUACCAACAGGCACAGGCCGCAGCCUACACGGUUGGACAACAAUAUCAAAAGCAGCCUUCCUACAAGGAAGAGUCGUCCUCGUCCUCUUCGUCUCAAGAACCCAUUGAACCCUUGGCCGAGCGUGUGCAACGUCGUCAAAAGCGUCAAAUAGAGACUUUUGGAGGAGGUUUCAUUAUUUCUUAA